This is a messenger RNA of Cataglyphis hispanica, 738 nucleotides long. RefSeq names its product splicing factor 3B subunit 6 (gene Sf3b6). The transcript is spliced from 3 exons. The record is from RefSeq and is a predicted model, not a curated record. Gene Ontology annotation, cellular component: ribonucleoprotein complex; cytoplasm; nucleus. Gene Ontology annotation, molecular function: mRNA binding. Bases 132 to 509 code for a protein of 125 amino acids. Lineage: Eukaryota; Metazoa; Arthropoda; Insecta; Hymenoptera; Formicidae.
UUUUCACCGUUCAAAAUCUCUAAAAUCAAUUUAAAGUUCAUCUGGAUACAUCAUUAGGUUAUUCUAUAGAUAGAGAUCUCAAAUUUUAUUAUUUUGCAAGAACUUUAAUUGAAAAAAAUUAACUCGCAAAAAUGACUAUGGCAAUGUUGCAACGUCGUGCUAAUGUACGGUUGCCACCCGAAGUAAACAGAGUGUUGUAUAUCAGAAACCUACCAUAUAAGAUUACAGCUGAAGAAAUGUACGAUAUAUUUGGAAAAUAUGGAGCUAUCAGACAAAUUAGGGUAGGUAACACAGCAGAGACGAGAGGCACAGCAUUUGUUGUAUACGAAGAUAUAUUUGAUGCAAAGAACGCAUGUGAUCACUUAAGUGGUUUCAACGUCUGUAAUCGUUAUUUAGUGGUACUGUAUUAUCAGAGUAACAAAGCAUUUAAGCGAAUUGAUGUUGAUAAAAAGAUGGAAGAUUUAGAUAAAUUAAAAACAAAGUAUAAUCUAAAUGAUGAGAAAAAGUAAUUGAUCAAAUAUUUGUACAAGAUAAAAAUUUUUUUUAUAUGAAAGACAGUUGCGCAUAUGUGUGUAUGUGAUUUAUACAUAUAAUACACUUUUAUUAAAAUAAGUUACAUUAUGUUUUAUAUGUAAUAUGUCAAUUGAAUAUAUGAAUGAAUGAAUGUAUAAUAUAAAAAUAGUAAUUAAGAAUAAUAUAAUAAAGAAAAUAAACUUUAAGUUAUAUGAAACAAAUUUA